AUGAAGAGCAACAGCAGCCUGAAUCCUUUAUACAUUCAGUUCACUCUGUUUGCAGACUAUGGGCCCCUCAGAUAUCUCUUCUUUAUUCUGUGUCUGUUGAUCUACAUGACUAUAAUCUCUGCUAAUGUUGUCAUUAUUCUGACAAUCUGCCUGGAGAAGUCUCUGCAUCAGCCCAUGUAUAUUUUCAUCUGCAGUCUGUCAUGUAACUCUCUGUACGGCUCGGCCGGCUUCUUCCCCAGGUUUCUGUCUGACCUUCUGUCUGACACUCACUUCAUCAUACUGCCUUUGUGUAUUCUGCAGAUGUAUGUUAUUUACAGCUAUGCAGCAUUUGAGCUGUUUAUUCUGUGCAUCAUGGCCUACGACAGAUUUGUUGCUAUUUGCCAGCCUUUACAUUAUCACAGUAAAAUGACAGUGAAGAGGGUGACACAGCUUCUAAUAAGUGCAUUUCUCUACCCUGCUGUUGGUUUAGGCUUCUGUGUUUAUCUUAUUGUUCGAUUACCGUUGUGUGGAAAUAAAGUGCACAGGGUUUUCUGCUCUGUGAUUCACCUCUCCUGUUUGGAAAGAAAUCUGACUGAUAAAAUAAAUAGUCUUUUCAGCCUAACACUUUUCUACAUCCCCCUAUUCUUUAUCCUGUUCAGCUAUCUGCGUAUCCUACUCAUUUGCAGGAGAUUCUCGUCUGAAUUCAGAGAAAAGGCGUUACAAACCUGCCUGCCUCACAUUGGAACAUUUAUAAACUUUUUCUUUUCUUUCUCGUGUGAGCUUUUGCUGAGUCGGUUUAUAGCUGAUGACGUUAAUCCGAUUGUUAUUGUUGCUUUAUCUCUGGAGUUUUUGAUCAUUCCUCCCAUCACUAACCCUUUACUUUACGGCCUGAGUCUGCCUCAGAUCAGACGACUGAUUUUAAGAUCCUUUUAGGAUUGUUUGUACAUUUAUUUCAAAGAAAUACCAAAAUAUAUAUCGUUAGCCUCAUAGCAUAAUUGCCUAAAUCAUAUUUUGGCCAAAUUGUGAUAUCUGCCUAACUUUACUCUCCUACCACUGCUGCAUCUUUCUGCCUUAUUGCCUAUGUUCUCAGCCUAUCAGAACACUUGUUAGAGUCCAAAAUCACUUUCUGCCUUAGUCAUCUCCUUGACUUACAUACAAACCAAACUACAUUAUUUAUAUGUAAGAGAAAAAUUGCCUUAGUCAGGGCAUAUUCUGCCUAAGUCACUUUCAUCUGUUAUGAAAUCGAUGUGUUUAAUUUUUUAUGCAAACUUGUUCACACUUCUAUUUGAAUUUACUGUUACAAUAUCAAUUAAGAAUACCAAUGGGCUUACUAAAAAUUGUGUAUUUUCUUAUUUCCCGAAAACGUUCAAAUAUGACUUAGGCAAAUAUGCUAUGAGGAUAACAUAUAUAUAUAUAUAUAUGAUUAUUAUAAUAACCGAGUAUAAUAUUAGCGAGGUCCUUCGCCUUUUCACUCAGGCAGUCCUGUGGCCC
Molecule: messenger RNA, 1470 nt
Organism: Centropristis striata (black sea bass)
Lineage: Eukaryota; Metazoa; Chordata; Actinopteri; Perciformes; Serranidae
Product: olfactory receptor 6N1-like
Exons: 1
Coding region: 1-912 (303 amino acids)
Biological process (GO): G protein-coupled receptor signaling pathway
Cellular component (GO): membrane
Molecular function (GO): olfactory receptor activity; G protein-coupled receptor activity
Source: RefSeq, a predicted model, not a curated record